Molecule: messenger RNA, 1125 nt
Organism: Stegodyphus dumicola
Lineage: Eukaryota; Metazoa; Arthropoda; Arachnida; Araneae; Eresidae
Gene: TfIIEbeta
Product: transcription factor IIEbeta
Biological process (GO): transcription initiation at RNA polymerase II promoter
Cellular component (GO): transcription factor TFIIE complex
Molecular function (GO): TFIIH-class transcription factor complex binding
Source: RefSeq, a predicted model, not a curated record
AAAAAAAAUCAUUUUGGUUCUGGCAACGAGCGAGUUGAAGUGAAACGAAUUUACUGUUAUUGCUUGAAUGUGAAUGUUGUUGUGAUUGUUUGUAUUUUGUAGUGCGCGGGAGGUACUUUUAUAAAACGAGUGAACAUCUUCUAGAACUACUUCAAUGGAUCCUGCAUUAUUAAGAGAGCGUGAAGCCUUUAAAAAACGUGCUCUCUCCAAUCCUGUAGUUGAAAAUAAGAAAAAAGAUGUAGAACAGCCGAAAAAGAAGCCCAAAACCUCAUCACAACCCAAGCAGCCAAAAGAUUUUAAUUAUAAAACGUAUGGUGGCAGUUCACAAUAUAAUUUUGGUAUUUUGGCUAAAAUUGUGAAACAUAUGAAGCAAAGGCAUCUUAAUGGGGAUACAUAUCCUUUAAGCCUUGAAGAAAUUCUUGAUGAAACAAAUCAGUUAGAUAUUGGAAGUCGUCAGCGUACAUGGUUGGUAAAUGAGGCACUUGCAAAUAAUCCCAAACUUCAGAUUAAUGCUGAAGGUAAAUAUUUAUUUAAACCUCCUUAUAAUAUAAAAGAUAGAAAGGGUCUUUUAAAAUUGCUUGACAAGCAUGACCAACGAGGUCUUGGAGGCAUAGCUUUAGAUGAUGUUCAGGAGUCUAUACCCAAUGUUGAAAAAGCUUUAAAGGUUUUAGGUGAUAAUGUUAUUCAAAUUACUCAGCCAACUAGCAAGAAAAAGAUCUUAUUUUACAAUGACAAAUCUAUGGAGUUCAAAGUUGAUGAAGAAUUCCAGAAAUUGUGGAGGGGUGUAACUGUUGAUAGUUUAGAUGAUGAUAAAAUAGAAGAAUAUCUUCAAAAACAAGGAAUUACAUCUAUGCAGGAUAUUGAUGUAAAGAAAGUAACACCUGUGCAGAAGAGAAAGAAACCAACUAACAGAAAUAGAAAUUUCAAGAAACUUAAUCAACAUAUGAGUGACAUUCUACAAGAUUAUACAGAUAAAAAUUAGAUUAAGGAAUUUGUAUUAAUGUAAAUUUGUAUUUUUGAGAAUAAUUUAUUUGUUGUUAAGUUAUACUCCAUAUUGAUAAACUUUACAUCUUCUUUUCUUUAUAUUAUACUGUGAAAAAUAAAAUAUUUAUUUUUUAUCGUAUG